Papaver somniferum (opium poppy) is the source of this 843-nucleotide messenger RNA. RefSeq lists its product as uncharacterized. The transcript has a single exon. Lineage: Eukaryota; Viridiplantae; Streptophyta; Magnoliopsida; Ranunculales; Papaveraceae. The record is from RefSeq and is a predicted model, not a curated record. The coding region runs from base 1 to 843 and encodes 280 amino acids.
AUGGAUCACUUCGUCGGUUCCUGUAUCAAUGCUACAGUUUUACCUUAUCUUGCUUCAAAAUUAUUAGGUAAAUCUACUGCUCGUGAAAAGUGGCUUCUUCUAUCUAAGAUCUUUACUCAACAAUUCUUUGCACGUAAGUCUCAACUUCGAUCUCAGUUACAUUCUAUUCGACGAGGAAAUUCUAUAGUAUUUGAUUUUCUGCAUCAAAUCAAGCAUAUUUCUGAUUCUUUGGCCGAGAUUGGAGAACCUGUUCUUGAUGAGGAUCUGGUGAUGCAAAGGCUUUCUUGUUUGGGAAGAGAUUAUGCUCAUUUCGUAAUUACUAUGCAGAACAGAGAGAUUCCUCUUCUCUUUUUUUUUGAACUCAGAUCUCGGUUGAUUCAUCAUGAGCAAUGGUUAAAAGAUCAAGAUCAAUAUUCUUUCUCGCCUCUUGUUGCAGAUCCAACUAAUUCUGCUUUCUUUGUGUGUAAGUUUUCUAAUUCUCAGAAUUCUUUUAGAUCACCUUCAGGAAACUUUACCAAGAAUUCUUCUAGUAAGUUUUCUGGAAAGAAUUUAUCAGGCAAUUCUUCCAUUUAUGUUGGUAAUGGUGGUCACUCGUUUAAGAAAAUGGAAUUUAAUCCAACACAGAAGCAAUUCGCAGAUGAAAUUCCAUACCAGAUUUGCAAUCAAACUGGUCAUUUUGCAAAUAGAUGUCGAUAUCGUUAUUUAGCUUCCAAAAAUGGUACAACUACUGCUUUACAGAAGGCUUUUGCUGGCAUAGAGAUUUCUCAACCUUCUACUUCUGCGGCUUCGACUUCAUACAGUUCUCCUACUUCUGGUAUUGGUGAAAGUAAUUCUUCUACAUGA